Molecule: messenger RNA, 966 nt
Organism: Durusdinium trenchii
Lineage: Eukaryota; Dinophyceae; Suessiales; Symbiodiniaceae
Source: the annotation of a GenBank genome assembly
AUGCUCAGCGCCAAUGGGCAGGAAGAGAAGGCCUCGUUUUGGCUUUGUGACCUGGGCCUGGCCGUGGAUUCCCAAAGCUGGACCGGCGAGGAAAGUCUUUGGCGUGUGACCGAUAUUGGCGGUGACUGCCGCUAUUGGCCGGCAUCAUGUUGGAUGGUUCAUUGUUAUGGUGCAGACUAUUUGGAGGAACGGCCACAUUUGUGCAAGCAGUACCAGUCAAGGCUGGAUAUUCAUGCACUUGGCAUUACAGCCAUUGAGAUUCUUUGCACUGGCGCCUUGGCCCUGCGAAGCGCUGGUGCUCCUGCAGGUGAUACCGCCUCGUGUUGGUCUGAGCUAUUGGAUGCUUGGAAGCAGUACCAUGAGACAGUGAGCGACUGGUGGCAGGCAAUCUAUAGCGUUUUUAGUGCUGGAGGAGACUUUCGGCCCGUGCAUGCAUGGCUGGUGGAGAUCAAUGCGCCUGACAAGGUGCUGGAUUUGGUGAGUGCCAUGCGCAAAGCCUUGGCUUCUUGCGCGGAGGAGAGUGAUCCAUCGACCGCUCACCUUCUAAGAGCGGUGGCAGAGGCAACCAAUGAGGACUCCAAUAUGGAUCUCAUGGAGAUUUGCAAAAUGGCAGACGUCAUUCCAGGUCCAUGCGUGAACGGCACAGGUGCCUCAGCCAUUGACGCAAAGCCGCACGACACCUCAUCCGUGGGUUCAGCAGAUAUGGCUGCAGGUACUCAGGAGGGUCUCUUGGGUGUCAUGGCUGAGAACGACAAGAGCAUCAGCAAGUGUGAGAUCAUCCAGAGGGAAGCCAGUGCGCCAACGCCAGGUUUGCCAAAUGGCCGCAGCACGUUGCUCUUGAAAGCAAAGUUGGAGGAGGAGCAUGCAAGGCUGUCUGGGGAUCUGCAGAGAUUGCAACUGCACAGGUCCCGCGUGGUGUUGGCCAAGAGCAUCCUCCAACAGCUGCCCCAAUCUCUGCCUGCCUAG